GCCAGGCAGCUCCGCAGCGCCAGACAACACGGCGCUGUUUUUUUUUUUCUACCACUGAGGAGCAUCUCAACAACUGAUCAUGGGUUCGUCCUCUUGGUAAUAUUGUCUGAACUGAAACGCAUCUGUAGAAAAAAACAACAACAACAUGGGUUCCAGACUGAGCCGGCAGAGCAGCCUGGACAAUGAGAAUUUCUCCAAAAAGCGACGCAAGCUUCUGGAUAGCACCGGAGAGAGCGAUAGGGGCAGCCGAGGCGGCGGGGACUUUCUGUUUGCACUGAUGCUGAAAUCGGACAAACUGCCCGGGAUGCUGCGGAGGACCAACCACAGCCCGUACAUGAGGCGGGUGGCGUGGAUCAAGGAGAUCCAGAAGCUGCUCCGAGAUCGCAGGAUCGAGCAGGCGACCGACGUGCUCAAAUUACUGAGGAAGGAUCUCGGUUUGGAAGGCACCUCGCUCAACGACAUCUUGUACAAAAACGCCGCCUUCCUCAACCUCGUGGACCCCAUCUCGCACGAGCUGCUGCUCAGCCUGGCUCGAGAGAUGCAGUGUCCUAAGAAGGAUGCAGACACUAUAAAGUCUUCAGAUAAGAUUUGCAGACAGCUGAUCUACCACCUGACCCCGCACUCAAAGUGGCUGAGGCAGAGCAUGUCCAGACGGAAAUCCCAGGCCUGUCUCAAGACAACUCUACAGAAGAAGCUGUCCAGUGACUCGGUCGAUUUAUCUGGCAUCCCGCUGUCCACCCGUGACGUCCGUCAGGUCGCCUUCUACCUCCAAAACAACAGAGACAGCGUGGUGGCCGUGGACAUCAGCUUUACUGAACUCCAGGACGACAACCUGAAGAUCCUCCUGCCUCUCCUCGCCACGCUGCCCAAACUCAGCACCCUGGCUCUCAACGGGAACCGCCUCACCCUUGCUAUACUCAAAGACCUCACCGAGAUGCUCAAGGACCCCAAGAUGUUCUCCAGCCUGGCCUGGAUCGACCUGGGCAACAACGUGGAUAUUUUCACCAUGCCUCAGCCGCUGCUGGUGGCGUUGCGGCGGCGCUGCAGCCUAAAGAGCAGCCUACCGACGAUCUACGAGUACACGGAGGGUCAACCUUACUGCUACCACCUGGAGACUUCCAUCGAGGAGCCCAGCCACUACGAGGAGGAAGAGGAGGAGGAGGACGAGGCGGAGGAGGACGAGGACGACAUGGGGAACAAAUUCGAGCUGGAGCCGUGGAGUUUGGGCGAAAAGCAGCUCUCCAAAGACUUCACCCUGCACUACUGUGAGAGGUGAUGGGGUCUUUCGCUCUCUGAGGCGUUGUCCCACGGCACUCCUUUACCUCCUUCGCCCUCUCGCCCUCACACCACGAGCCCAGUCACCCUCAGAGGCACGGGGGAGACCGGUGCCCACAUUGUGAACCUCUCGUCCCGACACGGCUACCAAGCUAUUCCUAACCAUCUCUGAGUUAACCCACACAAGAUGACAGUGAAGCGACGGUCACGGCGGCGGACUUACUGUGUUGGUGGAUGGCGCUCUUGGGAACAAGGUGCGGUUUCAUUGGAGGGGGGCUGGAAGAGUUAAUCAACCGGUGCUCUCUCUCUCUCUCUCUCUCCCUCUAUCACUCUCUCUUUCUCUGACAGUGGCAGCUGAGGAGCCAAUCCCAAGGAGAUUUAGAUCAGUUGGUUGGAUGGAGGAGCAGCAUCCCGGCGGUGGCUGAAGUUCGAGUUAGUUUGGAAACAGAGGGUCCCUCUGGGUUCUCUACCAGGACUGGGACUAUCUCUGGCAGGCAGGGCCUAGCUCCACAUUGUGUGUUCUCUGUUAAUCUCUCAACAAAAGCUAUGACACAAGUUCAACAGACUAUACAGCCGACGACCUGUCACGUGACGCUGGCAAAACUGCUAGGUCAAGACUUUUUGCGUUUUCCCCCCCUUUCCAAAUGUCCACUUGUGAAUACCCGCGCAGCCCUUGUGUAGAUGUAAAUGAGGACACAAAACAAGGUUCUCUUGUGUUUCCACGGGCUAUUUUUGUGCACUUUUGGUGAACAAAGCAAUCUUAGAAGACAACAGGUAGGACUCAACAAUGGGUAGCUGUCACGGAUUGUUUUUUUGUACUUGCCUAAAUGCUGAUAUUCACCUCUUUGUGAUUAUUGAGCUGCUGUCGUCACCACCACAGUGUUUCACUGCAUUUAUGACACAAGUGUUAAUGUGGGCCACCGAGUCUGAGCAGUGCCCAAACUGCUCGUCC
Plectropomus leopardus (leopard coralgrouper) is the source of this 2227-nucleotide messenger RNA. It is a transcript of the gene lrrc75ba, whose product is annotated as leucine rich repeat containing 75Ba. The record is from RefSeq and is a predicted model, not a curated record. NCBI's taxonomy places the organism in Eukaryota, Metazoa, Chordata, Actinopteri, Perciformes, Serranidae.